AUGCUGUCAAAUAAGAUCGCGGCCAAGGAGCUCGCGCAGGUCUCCGAGGUCAGCCAGCUCCAGCAGCUCGACACAACGCCUUGGUACCGCAAGAAGAACCUGCGAAAGCUGUACUUCGCCUUGGUGCCUGCCGCCCUGGGCGUGGAGAUGACCUCUGGAUACGACGGGAGUGUCCUGAACGGGCUGCAGGCUGUUCAACCAUGGGUAGACUACUUCAACAAUCCGAAUGGAGCGCUGUUGGGCAUUAUCACUGCUGCAUUCUCCAUCGGCGCGGUUUUUGCCAUUCCCAUUGUUCCAUGGGUCAAUGACCGAUUCGGCCGAAAGGCAUGCGUCGUCGUGGGAAGCUUGAUCAUCACAAUUGGUGUCAUCCUGCAGACUGCGUCUGUCACGAUCGGCAUGUUCGUGGUAUCCCGCAUCAUGCUCGGCUUGGGCAUUCCCUUUGCCAUCAACGGAGCCUCGCAGCUGAUUGCGGAAUUGACGUAUCCACGCGAGCGCGGCGUCAUUACGGGACUGUUCAACGAGUCCUGGUACGCUGGCGCCAUUAUCGCUGCGGGCGUCACGCUCGGCACGUUCUCGAUGAAAUCGAACUGGAGCUGGCGCCUGCCCUCGCUCCUGCAGAUUCUGCCCUCGUCGCUACAGCUGAUCUUCAUCUGGUUCAUCCCCGAAUCCCCCAGAUGGCUCGUCUCCAAGGACCGCAACGAAGAAGCGUUUGAGAUCCUGGUUAAAUACCACGCUGAAGGAAACCGCGAUGACCCCUUCGUUCGCGCCGAGUUCAACCAGAUCCGCGACACGAUCCGCCUGGAGAUGGAGAGUUCCAAGACCAACUGGGCGGAGUUGCUAAGGGGGAGUGCCAACAGACGUCGAGCCCUCAUCGCGGCAUGUGUCGGGCUGUUCUCGCAGUGGAGUGGCAAUGGUCUUGUCUCGUACUACCUGGCCAAGGUGCUGAGCACAAUCGGCAUCACGGACCGCCGGACCCAGAACGAGGUCAACCUGGGCCUCUCGUGCUGGAACCUCGUCACAGGCGUCCUGGGUGCGUUCAUCACCCGCGUUGCAACGCGCAGACGCCAGUACUUGAUCUCCUAUGUGGGCAUGACGCUGCUUUUUGCAUGCUGGACCGGCGCUUCUGCCGACUACGUCAAGACGACCAACCACUCGGCUGCGUCGGCGGUGGUUGCGCUGAUAUUCAUCUACUACGGGUUCUACAAUUUGAUGAUGCCGUUAACAUACGUGUUCAUCACCGAAGUCUUCCCCUUCAUCCACCGCAGCAAAGGCGUCGCAUUGACCCAGGGUUUCUCCCGCGGCGGCUCCGCAUUCAACCAAUUCGUGAAUCCAAUUGGCAUGGAGCGUCUGGGAUGGAAAUACUACAUUGUCUACGUGGUCUGGCUGGCCGUCGAGACCACCGUCAUCUUCUUCCUGUACCCUGAGACCAAGGGACCCAGUCUGGAGGAGGUGGCUGCGGUGAUGGAAGGGUCCGAAGCAAAGAUUGCUGGCUUGACGCUGGGUGAUGGGCAGGGCAAGAGGGCAGAUGUUGAGGUGCAGGAGAUUGAGAAGGUGUAA
This is a messenger RNA of Rasamsonia emersonii CBS 393.64, 1557 nucleotides long. RefSeq names its product MFS sugar:H+ symporter. Lineage: Eukaryota; Fungi; Ascomycota; Eurotiomycetes; Eurotiales; Trichocomaceae. The record is from RefSeq and is a predicted model, not a curated record. Gene Ontology annotation, cellular component: membrane. Gene Ontology annotation, biological process: carbohydrate transport; transmembrane transport. Gene Ontology annotation, molecular function: carbohydrate:proton symporter activity. The transcript has 7 exons. The coding region runs from base 1 to 1557 and encodes 518 amino acids.